CACGCGGGGUGGGUUCAAAACGCGCGACUCGGCCAAUAGCGUUGAAGAAAACUUAAAAGUUCGUCCCACUUUCCUACGUCAUUUUUUUCAGCGCGGGAGAUGCGAGCAAGCGCGUCGCAUAAUACUGAAAGUUGCCGCCAAACCUAAGCUCCAUAACUGACCUGAGAACAACAUCAUGCCGUGUGAAAGAAAGCCCAUGAGAUACGGUCAUUCAGAGGGACUCACUGACGUUUGCUUUGAUGAUGAGGGAAAGUGUAUUGUCACCUGUGGAAGUGAUGGAGAUGUUCGCAUAUGGGAAAGCCUUGAUGAUGAUGAUCCUAAAUCUAUAAAUGUCGGAGAGAAGGCGUUUUCAGUAGCCCUGAAGAAUGGAAAAUUAAUAACUGCAGUGUCCAACAACACAGUUCAGAUUCACACUUUUCCAGAAGGAGAUCCGGAUGGAAUUCUCACUCGAUUCACCACAAACGCAAACCACGUCACAUUCAACCCCAGCGGCUCACGAGUGGCUGUGGGCUCAAGUGACUUCCUGGUGAAGAUAGUGGAGGUGACGGACAGCAGCCAGCAGAAGACACUGCGUGGUCAUGAUGCGCCUGUCCUCAGUGUGGCCUUUGACCCUUCUGAUGAGUUCAUUGCUUCUUCCAGCUGUGAUGGCUCAGUCACUGUGUGGUCUGUCGAAUCACAGGCUCAGGUUGCUCAAUGGAAAGUGCUACAGAAGUCAAGUGAUGUGAGCAAUGCUAAAUCACUCUGCAGACUUGCCUGGCAGCCUCGAUCUGGAAAGCUGCUUGCUGUACCAGUGGACGCAACCGUGCAGCUGUAUGACAAAAACACAUGGGCACAAGUUGGCACGCUCUCAGAUGAUCUCAACACACAGGUUGUUAAUGUUGUGGUCUGGUCACCAUGUGGGAAGUUUCUGGCUGCAGGAACGAUUGGUGGAAACCUGUUAAUCUGGGAUGUAGAGGCCAAACUGUGUGUCGAGAGACAGAAACAUGAGAAAGGGUUCACGGUGUGUGGGAUGGCAUGGCAUCCCUCAGGGGGGAGGAUCGCUUACACUGACACCGAGGGCUGCCUCGGGCUCCUGGAUGGAGUGUCUUCCUCCUCUUCCACCUCCUCAUCGACCACUCCGAGCACCAAGGCAACCGCAGCCAAAGAAACAAAUGAUUAUGACGGCCUGUUUGAUGAAGAUGAUGACCAGAUGUUGGACGAUGGCAUGAGUGAGUCACGCUCUCCGGUGAAAAAAGCCUUAGUGGAGGAUGAUGAUGAUGAUGAUGACCUCAUGCCUGCCACAGGCAGAGCACGAAACAGAGGAGCGUUUCUAGAUGAUGACAAUUCUCAAGAUGCAGGGUUAGCAAACCUGGAUAAACUUCCAGAUGAUGAUGGCAGCAGUGCCAUUCUUCCUGCUGUGGCUCCUGUUGUGUCUCGUCCAGUUUAUGAGGGUCCCAUGCCAACACAACCCCAAAGGGCUUUCCAACCAGGAUCUACACCUGUGCACCUCAUGCAUCGCUUUAUGAUGUGGAACUCUGUGGGUAUCGUUCGCGGCUAUAACGAUGACCAGGACAACGCCAUUGAUGUUGAGUUUCACGAUACAGCAAUCCAUCAUGCCAUGCACCUCACCAACACAUUAGGCCACACUAUGGCUGACCUUUCCCAGGAGGCUGUGCUGCUGGCCUGUGAGGGAACUGAUGAGCUUGCUAGCAAGAUCCAAUGUUUGCAUUUCUCCUGCUGGGACACGCAUAAGGAGUGGAUGGUGGACCUUCCCAAAGGAGAAGAUGUUCGUGCAUUGUGUAUGGGUCAGGGCUGGGCUGCUGUGGCCACCAGUACCCUUAUGGUUAGACUUUUCUCCAUUGGUGGCGUGCAGAAGGAGAUGUUCAGCCUGCCUGGAGCCGUGGUCUGCAUGGCGGGUCACGGCGAGCAGCUCCUCAUCGUCUAUCAUAGAGGUACUGGUUUUGAUGGAGAUCAGUCUCUUGGGGUGCAGUUGCUUCAGCUUGGGCGGAAGAGAAAACAGGUCAUCCAUGGAGAACCGUUGCCUCUUUCACAGAAGUCUUACCUGGCAUGGAUGGGCUUUACUGCAGAGGGAACCCCAUGCUGUAUUGACUCUGAGGGGGUUGUACGUAUGCUGAACAGAACUCUUGGAAACACAUGGACACCUGUGUGUAACACCAGAGAAAGCUGCAAGAGCAAAUCUGAUCAUUAUUGGGUUGUUGGAAUUCACGAGAGUCCGCAACAGCUUAGGUGUAUCCCGUGUAAAGGUUCCCGUUUUCCACCCACCUUACCUCGCCCUGCUGUGGCCGUUCUGCCCUUUAAACUACCCUAUUGUCAGACCGCCACAGAGAAAGGCCAGAUGGAGGAGCAAUACUGGCGUUCUCUGCUCUUCCGUAACCACUACGACUUCCUGUCGUCCAGCGGUUAUGAAAUCGACAGUGAAGGUCAGUCUCAGGCUGAGAAAGAGCAGCAGGAGCUGUUGAUGAAGAUGUUCGCUCUGUCAUGUAAACUGGAGCGAGAGUUUCGCUGCGUGGAGCUGGCAGAGAUGAUGACUCAUAACGUGGUGACGCUGGCCAUCCGUUAUGCUUCUCGAUCCAGACGCAUGGCUCUGGCACAGAAGCUCAAUGAACUCGCUCUGGAAAAGGCCAAUCAGCUACUGGAGGAGGACCAGGAGGAAGAGGAGCCAGCCUAUCAGAGAGUGGCACGGAGCUCUGGGUUUAACCAUGUCCGUAGAGAAUCGAGUCAGAUGAACGGCAGACAGGUUGAUAACGGCUGUGUUGAGGAAGAUGAUGUGGAGGAAGAAUAUACACAUGAAGAAGAAAUGGAUGCAGAGGAGCCAUCAGAGACCAGGAAAUCAUGUUUGAAUCCAUUUAAAAAAGGAGGAAAAUCCCCUGAAAGGCCCUCCCCCAAACCAGUAAACAAAGAAGCACGUGUAAACCCUUUUAAGGUGUCCAGUGCAGGAAAACCAUCAAUUUCACCGGCUGGUCAGUCCAGAGGGACUAAUGUUUUGGACGGUAUGACAAUGUCCAACAGAAAACCGGUGGCUCUUGUUGGAACAUCCAAACAGGGCAAAGCUCCAGUCCUAAAGCCCCUGGCACCCAAAGCCAAGUCCAAGACCCAGGCCACUUUGCUACAGAUGACUACGCCUAAAGGAAGCAGUAAGAAGCAGGAGAGCCAAUCAGUAACGGAGACUGUGAAACAGGCUCCUGCAGCAACACCUCCAGUAUCUGCAGAGAAUACAGAAAACAGGAAGCCAAAAACCGGCUUUCAGUUGUGGCUCGAUGAGAACAGGAAGAAUAUUCUCGCUGACAAUCCUGACUUCGAGGAAAUGGAUAUUAUCAAGGAAGGCAUGGGGCGUUUCCGCACGCUUACUGCAGAGGAAAGACUAGACUGGUCAGAAAGAGCAAAGAGUGAAUCCGACCCAAAGAAAAGAAAACGUGAUGAUGGAGGAGAGGAAGAUGAACAAACAGAGAAGGAUGAGGGAGGGGCCAAAAAGAAAAAGCCAUUGGAUAGCUCUGCUAAACUCUCGGCGUUCGCAUUUAACAAAGAAUAAAGGAUAUUUUUACAACAUAUUUUAAUGUCAAUGAAUCUUUUAAAGUUGUUUUUCAUUGAUCACUGUAGUUUUCUGUCCUUUCAUAGUCUUUAAGGACUGCCCAUUGUGUUCGGAUCUUUAAUUUAUGUCCCCAAGUUUGAGCUCUUUUGAAAUCGUGCAUGGCUAACUUCAUUUGCAUUUCAAAUGAAGCUUAUGUUCAUUGUUAAACAUUUCGCAAUAUGACAUUAUUGUGUUUAUCUAGGUCUCUGUGAAAUUGACAAUAUAUUCUGGGUAUGCUGUUGAUCUGUUUUGGAUACUUGUACAUAUGUUUUUGUGAACUUUUCUAGUGUAUGUAAACUAUUAUAAUAAUAAUAAUAAUAAAAGCUAAAAAAUAAUUUUGAA
Misgurnus anguillicaudatus (oriental weatherfish) is the source of this 3910-nucleotide messenger RNA. NCBI's taxonomy places the organism in Eukaryota, Metazoa, Chordata, Actinopteri, Cypriniformes, Cobitidae. The record is from RefSeq and is a predicted model, not a curated record.